This is a messenger RNA of Cornus florida, 5241 nucleotides long. Its product is annotated as V-type proton ATPase subunit C-like. Gene Ontology annotation, cellular component: vacuolar proton-transporting V-type ATPase, V1 domain. The coding region runs from base 144 to 1064 and encodes 306 amino acids. Lineage: Eukaryota; Viridiplantae; Streptophyta; Magnoliopsida; Cornales; Cornaceae. The record is from RefSeq and is a predicted model, not a curated record. Gene Ontology annotation, biological process: proton transmembrane transport. Gene Ontology annotation, molecular function: proton-transporting ATPase activity, rotational mechanism. The transcript has 9 exons.
ACUGGGCCAUGAUUUUCAGCCAUCCUUGCUCCUUGCAUAUUUGUUAUCUAAUGUUGCUCUCUCCCAGGAGCAGCGACACAGUUCAAUACUGAACUUCUAAUUGUUUCGUAUGCCCAUCUUCGGAGCUCUGCAACGAAUCCAAAAUGGCGACAAGAUAUUGGGUGGUCUCUCUUCCCGUUCAAAACUCUCAUUCCGAUUCUCUUCUAUGGAGUCACUUGCAAGAAUCCAUCUCUAAGCAUUCCUUCGACACUCCUCUCUAUAGGUUCAGUAUCCCAGAUCUCCGAGUUGGAACGCUAGAUUCUCUUCUCUCUCAGAGCGAUGAUCUUCACAAGUCGAAUAGCUUCAUCGAAGCAGUGUCUCACAAGAUUCGACGUCAGAUCGAGGAAUUCGAGAGGGUUUCGGGCGUGGUCAGUAGUUCAUUGACAGUCGAUGGUGUUCCUGUUGAUUCAUACCUGACUAGGUUUGUGUGGGAUGAGGCGAAGUACCCGACAAUGUCACCACUCAGGGAGAUAGUAGAUGGCAUUCAUGUACAAGUUGCAAAGAUCGAGGAUGAUCUCAAGGUUCGUGUUGCUGAGUACAACAAUGUGCGCAGUCAACUCAAUGCCAUUAACAGAAAGCAGAGUGGAAGCUUAGCUGUUCGUGAUCUGUCUAAUUUAGUAAAGCCACAGGACAUUAUCAUGUCAGAGCAUUUAACAACCCUCCUUGCUAUUGUUGCUAAGUACUCGCAGAAGGAUUGGCUGUCAAGCUACGAGACUCUCACCACUUAUGUGGUUCCCAGAUCCUCCAAGAAGCUGUACGAGGACAAUGAAUAUGCUCUUUAUACUGUGACACUUUUCAGUCGCGAUGCCGACAAUUUUAGGACUAAGGCACGUGAAAGAGGUUUUCAAGUUCGUGAUUUCGAAUAUAGUCCAGAAACACAAGAAAGUCGGAAGCAGGAGAUAGAGAAACUAAUGCAAGACCAAGAUACACUUAGAAGCUCUCUUUUGCAAUGGUGCUAUGCCAGUUACGGAGAGAUUGUUCAGUAUUUCUUGGGUGAUGCCCCGGUCCACAAGGGGCAUGACUGAAGCGUGGGGGAUGUCAUGUGGGGGGUCAUGCUCGUGAGUGUUGGUGGACCAUUCCACAUCGUGUUUGGUGGUGCAUAUGGAGAGAGAGGAACAACAGAUGCUUUGAAGGACUGGAAGUGUCUACGACAACUUUGAAACUUCAUAUUAUUCGAUCCAUUUGUAGUUGGGUGAAGGGGAGACAUUGUUCUUCUUCUAAGAUAACCUGUUAGAAUUAAUGUGUAAAAAGGCAGAAAUCAAAAUAUAAUAAUAGAUGUGGAUGUGUUAGAUCUUCAACCAUAGCCAACGAAGGAAAAGGAAACAUAGUCUGAUCUCUUCCUUAUGUGGAUGUGACAAUGAUUCUUGUAAAGUGAAACUCUAGAAUCCAUGGUUGUUAAAAUCCCGAUCCGGAUUGUAGAAUCUUUAAUUUUUUUUAUUUUAUAAGUAUGCAGUAGAAAGCAUUCAAAAGUGGAACGCAUCCCAAAAGCUACAAAUAGGCCACAAGGGACCCUAGGUUCCGAGGGAGCCCAAGAAACCAACAAACUCCUCUAUAGAUGUACGAUAUUUACCCAUAACCCAACAAAAAAGAGAGCUAAAGAUCAAAGAUUUUAAAGCACCAAUUGAAGAUUCCUCUCCAUCGAAGGAUAUUCUGUACACCACCGAAGACACAAGGGCGCUACCCUCCGAAUAUCAUGGGCGUGGGAUCCCACAAAGCACCCUAUCCAAACAUCCAUCAAACCUUUCUUGGUUCGGGGCAUGACCCAUUGGAUACACAAAGUCAAAUACAAAUAUGACAACAACUUGUUGCCGAAGUAUAGCAGCCUUAACAUUCUGUUAAAAGAGUGAUUUAAAUCACUCCUGUAAUUAUUCUCCAACAAGUUUCCAUUCCUCUUGCACAUGCAGCACCAGUUGACAGUCAUCUGUCUUCUCCUCCUCAGAUUAUCCAAAUGUCAAGAUCUUGCCCCAAACCACUAUCCAAGCAAAGAGAACGACCAUGGGCGGAGCCUUGGAAUGCCACACCGCCUUCCACGGGAAGGCAAGCCUAGAAGAAUCCGAGAGGCAUUUGAAUAAGGAACUCACAUCAAACCUCCCCUGAGAAGAAGACACCCAAGCUAGAGAGUCUGGGCCUCCACUACCUCAUUUAUUAGAGAAGCUCCAAAAAACUAAACACCUCAUCGAUCUCCCAUUCCUGAAAAUGUUUCGAGACAUGCAGAUUCCAAGUUAACCUCCCGCUAUCAAGCCGAUAGUAGUUUAUAACCAAGGCAUGCCUAUCAACAGCAAUCUUGGGAAGUCGGGGGAAAGGAACAAGCUAAGGGGUGCUUUCCACACCAAAGAUCCUCCCAAAAACGAAUGCCCCUUCCAUCCCGAACUCGGAAUUUGAUAUGUUUGGAAAAUCAUUCCAACCCUUCCGAAUGCAUUUCCAAACGCCGACACCUUCUCAUAUCCUAACCGCUAGGGAACACCAACCCCUUCUCUCCUCUUGAAAGCGGCAUGAGAUAACCCUCCUCCGAAGUCUCCGGUGCUCAACACCAAAUCUCCACAACCACUUGCCCAAAAGAGCCCUAUUAAAGGGCAACAACCUCCUAAUCCUACGAUCCCAAAUUACCAAAUCGAUUCCAAUCACAUGAAAUUGCUAGGAAGCAAAAUCACAGUAGGAUCACUAGAAUUGAAAGUAGGAUCGUAGAAUUGUAUAGGAUUGCAUGAUCGUACCGAUAAUCGUGUUGUUUUGUUCUUCUUGUGGAUUUAUUGCCUACAACCCAUUUUGGGCAAAUAAAUUUAAUCAUUUUAAAUAUAAUGCCCAACUCUUUAGUCUAGUUGUAUUAUAAAUAAAAAAAGCAAAAAUCAGGUACCCAACUCGAAUGUAGAGACUAUCCAACUCUGAAUUUCAAAGGUAUGACUCAAAAUUUAACAAAUUUCCUCUAUUUUGCUUCAUUGUUCUUAAUUUCUCUUUUCUUCUUUCUUUUUGAGAACAAGAAACAAAAAGAAUUCUAUUUUUUUCGCUAUUCUCUAUCCAUCCUGAAACAAAAAUAAAGAGACUUCAUUUUUUUCUUCUUCUUUUCCAAAAUGGACUUUCAUUAAGAAAAAAAAAAUCAAUAUAGUACAGGGAAAAUAGUGAAGGCAUACCCUCACUUUACAAGACUGAUAGGGAGUUACUCCAUUUGCAGUAGCUGCAAAACAAUAAGACCAAAAAAGGUUCUCAAAUGAGAACAGCUACAAUCCAUGCCAAUCAUUAAUUGAAAGCCCAGCAAUAUCAAAGGAAUUCCAAAUGGCCAGACAUGCCACAGAAGAAGGAAAAAAUAUGUUCCUGGAUGAAGUCAAUGAAGUUGGAAAAAAUUGAAAAUAUGUUUAGAUUUUAAAUAUUUCAAAUGACAUAUUCAGGAAAUCGAUAAUGCGAAAUUUGCAAUACAAUGCAUCUCUUUAAAUAGAAAAGAAAAAGAGACUUUUACUAUUUGAUGAAUAGCAAAAAACGAAGCUUGGAUUAUUAUUGUAAGUUUGUUUUAAAUAUUACAGUUUCUAUUUUAUUUAAAUCAAUGCAUUGUAUUAAGUUUGGCAUUGAUUAUUUGGGAAAAUCAGAAGACUGAACAUUGGAUGUUACUGUUCAUGAAUAGUGUUCAGAUAAGAUCGAAUCUGCUUUUUGCACUUAAUUGCCCAAAAAAGGGUAAAGGAACAUCUAAGAUGAUCAAAAAGAUCGAAUCCAAAGAUCUUCGUAUCAUCUAUGGUGAAGAGAUUUCUGAUUCAGAUAAUAUUCUUUAUGAAACUUCUAGUGAAUUAGAAUCAGAUUUUAGUGAUGAAGAAAUUUUUAUGUUAAAUUUCACUUUUUUUUUAGUUCGAAUCAAAAAAGAUGAUAAUCUUGGAUUUUGAAUUAGUUACAUUUAUCGGCUUAUAAAUGAAAAAUGUUUAGAAGCCAAAGCCAAAAAACAGGUUAAGAAUCAAAUCAGUAACACACCUUAUGGUCAAAGGUGUUGUGAGGAUCAUCUAUGGAAGCAAAAUAGUUUGGCCAAUUUUAUAGCCAGAAGUUCUUUUUCAUAAAUAAUAUAAUUGUGUUCAUUUGGUUUAAACUUUCUUGCUUAUAUUUUUGCUGAGUUCAAUUUUUUGUGCACGUGGUUUUUUAAGUUGAUUCCUAAUAAUAGUUUAGAUUUGUGCCAAAACUUUGAGUGAAACUUUUUAGAUUUUUGAGUUUAUUGAGCUUGAAAAUAUUAAAAAUUUUGGGUUUAGUUUCAAAUUAAAAUUUAUGUAAAUUUUUACUUAAUUUGACGAAUUAAGUAAAUAAUGGCAUGGUUUAGGUUUUAAUUAUAUAUAUAUAUUUUAAAAAGAAAUGACAAAAACCCUAAAAGAUUUUAUAUUGUAGGUGUUUAAUUUUUAGCGUUUAUUUUAUUUUGGAGAGAAUUAGUAGACAUAUAACACCCAGCAAUCUAAUGAAGAAUGAUUGAUGAAUGCAAAAAUAAAAUAUACAUAUGCAUUCUAGCCUUUCAGUAAACCUAGAAUCUCUCUAAUAUGCAGGUCUAUAGGUUUUGAAAUGAUGAGCUAUAGAUAGGCAAAAAUGAAUAGUAGAGAGAGUGAUGUUUCAGUGUAUUUAUCCCAAAGGAAAACUGCUUUUUUUUUUAAUUUCUUUGGAGCAACAUGAAUCCAGGACCCUUGGUUGAUUGAAGUUCUUGUCAACUAUAUUUAGAAAUUUUCAGAAAAAGAUGCUGCAAAAACACUUUAAUGCAAUUCAAUUAGGAUUUUUCCUAAUCAAAACAUGAAGUAUAAAGAAUGUUUCCAAUCAGUUUAGUAGAUAUAUCAAGAAAUGUUUAGGUAUACAGGUGCGUGUGUAAUGUAUAUAGUUCUUUGGAGCAGUGUGGUUCCCGGCUUACAGUAUCACAAGAGGCCUUUAUGGGUCUAGUCAUGACGCCCCUGUUGGAUGGACGUUCUCAGAUGCAAUGGCUACCAUUUUACGCAGCAACUACUGGUGUACAGUAGUUUCACUAACAAAUGAUAUGUGUGCAAUGACGUGUUAGGGGCACCUGGUGAACAACAUUUAUAAUGAUAACUGUAGACAGCACUGUAAUAAUAGUUAUGAUGAUGAUGAUGAUUCUUGUUCUUCCAACUACACUGCUCUUUGGCUCUCUGUAGGUCCAUAAUUGAGACUCAUUAUUUUCUUGUCCUGCAAGGAUAAGAAAAUUGAGGAUCCUUGUUUCAAGAAUUUGCUUCACUGUAUGUC